Molecule: messenger RNA, 984 nt
Organism: Lactuca sativa (garden lettuce)
Lineage: Eukaryota; Viridiplantae; Streptophyta; Magnoliopsida; Asterales; Asteraceae
Product: pathogenesis-related genes transcriptional activator PTI5
Biological process (GO): regulation of DNA-templated transcription; ethylene-activated signaling pathway
Molecular function (GO): DNA binding; DNA-binding transcription factor activity
Source: RefSeq, a predicted model, not a curated record
GCUCCUUUUGUGUUUUUUAAACACUUCUAUAAAACACCAACACGAAGCCUUAAAUAGGAGAUUCAACAACUCAUAGUAUCCAAAAACUCCCAACAUUAAGAAAAACGACAAAUGGAACCAACUUCUAGUGUUCAUGAGUUACCCUUGAACGAGAACGAUUCACAGGAUAUGUUCAUCUAUCAAGUCAUUAACGAGGCUGAAGCCAUUGAUGGCCUUGGAGCUGGAAAUCCCGCUACCGGUGUUUCCAAAAGUACCCUUGACCCAACUCGUGUCAUAAACAAGAGCAAACAUUACAGAGGUGUAAGGCGUCGUCCAUGGGGUAAAUAUGCAGCAGAGAUCCGUGACUCCAAGCGACAUGGCGCAAGAGUGUGGUUGGGGACUUUUGAAACAGCUGAGGAUGCUGCGUUGGCUUACGACAGGGCUGCCUUUGAGAUGAGAGGUGCAAAGGCUCUUCUGAACUUCCCAGCUCGACUUGUGACAUCGAUGCCGAAAAUUUGCCAAGAAUCAAGCUUGAACGGAAAGAAAUGGAAAGGGUCGUGUUCGAGUAGUAGUUCUGGUGAGGUAUCGAGCCUAAAAGAAAAUUUUAAAGCUACAUCAGGAUCAUCCUGUCAAGGAAAUAUGCUGCAGUUGUUUUGAAGUGUGUAUAUAUACAUUUAUAUAUGCAUUUGUAGGGUAGCAUGCAAAGUUGUAAAAUCUAUAUAUGGGUUUUCUUGAGCUUUGGUACUCUUUCGAUUCCUACUGUUGUAAAUAAGGAUAAAAUGCCUUCUCCUAACAGGGAUACUAUAAUAAUGUUUCGAUAGGAAGAAAGGUCCAGUUUGAACCAUCUAAAACCACACUUAUGGGCUCUUAACUCUUUACUGUUAGAGUAGAGUGCCCGAUGGUUUUAAAUGUUAUAACUUAUAAGCUAUUCUGGCUUCAUAAAGGAUAAUGGGAAAAGAUCUUAACAAGUACAAGAAGAUCACCUAACUUUUUUAUUUGUCUUAA